UGCCCAUUUAAGGCAGCGCCGCCGCCCUUGCAGCCGGGGCUGGGACCAAAGAUCUGCUCUAUAAUCUUUGGCUGGGACCGCGUCCGGGCGGGAGCAGCGGCGCCGGGACUGAGCCCCAGUUCCGGGGUUGAUCCAGGCUCGGGAGCAGCUGCACCGGGAGAGGUGGCUCCGGGACCCGACCCGCUGCAGCCCCGCACUCCCGGGUCCGGGAUCAAUCUGGGUGCUGACUGGGAGCAGGUUAGGGGAGCGACGGGACCGGGAUUAAGUUGGGAUCACACCAGCAAAGAGACAGAGUAAGAGAUCCGGGAUUAAGCCGGGAUCGGGUCAGGAAUAAGGGAUCUGAGACCAGAUUGGGGUCGGGUCAGGAGCAAGGGAUCCGGGAACAAACCCGGUUUAAACGAGCAUCAGGGCCGGAGUGACAGGUCUGAGAUUAAAUUGGGAUCUAUUUGGAAUCAAUCCAGGAACUGGACAGGAGCAACAAAUCCGAGAUUAAACUGGAAUCAAGACAGGAGCAAUGAAUCCGGGUGAAACAGGCCAGGAUCAGGGUCAGGGUCAGGGUCAGGGUCAGGGUCAGGGUCAGUCCGGAAUCGGGGCAACGGCGAUGAAUCCGGGAUUAGACCAGGGUCAUUCUGAGAUUGGGAUAGAAGUGAGAGGUCCGGGGUUAAACCAGGAUCAGUCUGAUAUCAGCACAGCAAAGGAUCCCAGAUCAGACCAGGAUGAGUCCAGGAUCAGGGUAGAAGUGACAGAUCCAGGUACAGACCAGGAUGUGACCGGGACGAUGCAGAGGUCAAUGGUGGCGAUGCCGGGCAGUACAGUAUCAGUGCGGAAAGGUCCAAGGCAUGUCCAUGAGAAGCACACGGGCGGAGCGCAGGCGGGAUGCUGCCGGGGAGAGUCAAGGUGGACGGCCAGGACCAGCAGCAAGGGGGUGAUAGUGGAGGUGCGGGAGAAGAGGGGCGUGCUGCGAUCCGCCAUCCCCACCAUGCCCUUCCCUCUUGCCGUCUUCUGCCUCGUCUUAAACACCUUCCUGCCGGGAAUGGGGACCUUCGUGUCGGCCUUCGCAGUGCUGUGUGGCGCGAUGACGGAUCAACAUCACCAACACGUCUGCGUGGUCUUCCUGCUCAAUGUGGCGGCCGCCCUCAUUCAGUUGCUCACGGCGGUGGUGAUAGUUGGCUGGAUCAUGAGCAUCUUCUGGGGUAUGGACAUGGUCAUCCUAGCCACCUACAGAACGCAAGAAGGAAGGGACCGUUCAGAGCAUCUAACCAUGCUGGAGUCAUUGUAGGGUCAACUACGUCACCGCCUUUCCCUGCUGCCCCUCACUGUGCGAAGACCCCGAAGUUCCAUAUUCCUCCCCAACCUGGACAAGGCUUCAAGUAAGGUGGGCCUAGGCUGUAUGGCCUCCCUAUUGCCUAAGCUGAUCUCUCUUGGUCUCCCGGCUAACACUGCUCACCAUUCCCUCGAGAAGAUCGGAUCCCAGGAACCUAGAUACAGGUGAGCUAGACCACUCUGGAAAAUUCCAGCACCGGAAGCAAUUCUGUCUUCACGGAAUCUGUGAUUCUCCUCCACCCCAAGACUUUUGCAACAGGAUAAAUAAUUAAAGUGAAGCAGAAAAAAGAUUCCAAAGCCCAUUGCCUGUAAUUCCCAAAUUGCUUUUACUGGUUCCAAACUAAGACAUACGUGGGAGCAACAAAAUCCAUUGGGAUGUACGCCUUCUUCCCAGAAUAAUAAAAUGGUUCAGAAUUAAUGGAGUCCCUGGUGCAGAUGGAGUGGAAGAUGUGAUGUUGUCUACCUGCCUCUACGGACAUUUUAAGUGGAGGUUUCUUGUCCCAAAAGAGCGAUUGUUCCUAUCGGAUGGAAGGAGAGAUGAACCCAACAAAGGUCAAUUGAAUGGGUAAAUACAAAGCGAUGUAGGAAGGCUACAGGUCAGGCAGCAUCUCCGGAGGGAACAGGUGGAAGAAAGGUCCCGACCUGAAACGUCGCCUGUCCAUUCCCUCCACAGAUGCUGCUUGACCUGCUGAGUUCCUCCAACACGUUGUGUUUUGCUCAGGUUACCAGCCUCUACAGUUGCUUGUGUCUCCAUUUAAUGUGUGCUUGGAUGAAAGGCAUGGACGUACUGGUUUCUGUACUGUGUGAGUCAUUUAGAACAACAUUUAAAAUGACAUUUCGACAGGUGCAUGAAUAGGAAAGGUUUAGAGGGAUAUGAGCCAAACGCGGGCAGGUGGGAUUAGUAUAGAUGGGGCAUCUUGGUCAGCACGCACGUGAUGGGCUGAAGGUCCUGUUUCCCUGCUGUAUGCCUCUGACCGAAGCUAGGAGUGGUUAGGGCAACACAAGAUGUGACGUGGAACUAUGCCCGGAUGUCCUUGAUUGCUCAGGGAGAGCAGAGCUCCCACUCUCCAAUUGAAAUGUUCCAAUUUCAAGUAAUACACACCUCCCCCUUUUCUCGACUCCCCCACCUCAAUUACCCUGCUCCUUCCGCCUCCUCUGUAUGCUCAUCUCUCGUGUCUCUUAUUUCCUUUAUUCCCCUCCCUCUGUUCCCUGUCCCAUCUACGGUAGUCCCACCUGUCCACAUUUGGCCCAUAUCCCCCUAAACCUUUCCUAUCCGUGUACCUGUUCUUUUAUGUGUCCUUUCAAGUGACUUUGGAAUGUUACUAGACCAAGGGAGUACCUGCUUCAACUUCCUCCUCUGGCAGCUUGUUCCAUUAACCCACCACGCUCUGAGUGACAAUGUUAAAUCUGUCCUCUUUCACCUUAAACUACGUCCUCUGGUUCUUGAUUCCUCCACUCUGGCUAAAUUACCCGAUCUAUUCCCCUCAUGAUUUCAUACACCUUUAUAAGAUCACCCUGCAUCCUCCUGCGCUCCAGGGAAUAGAGUCCCAGCCUGCCCAAACUCUCCCAAUAGCUCAGACCCUCGAGUCCCAGCAACAUCCUCGUAAAUCGUCUCUGCACCCUUUCCAGCUUAACGACAUCCUUCCCACAUCCCAAAGAUGGGUUAUUUGGGUGAGGAAAAUUAACUCUGGGAGCAGUGUGUUGGCAUGGGAGAAUUGAUGAGCAUGUGAGAGAGGGUCUGCUUUGGCAUUAAUGGAGUGUCCGAUUAAUGGCGUGAACAACUCCUGUGUUGGGUUAGGAUAAACCGCAUCCUCAAUUUGUUCUGUACUCCCAGCUACAUCCCUCUCGAGUCAUAGAACAGUACAGCACAGGAACAGGCCCUUCGGCCCUCAAUGUACGCUCCCAAAGAAUGAUGCCAAGUUCGUCCAACCUCUCUCUCCUCUAAUCCAGGCAGCGUUCUGGUAAACCUCCUCUGCACCCUCUCCAAAACCUCCAAAUCCUUCCUGUAAUGAGGCGAAUAGAACUGCACACAAUACUCCAAAUAAAAUUCAACCCUACCCAUGUCAAUCAGCGAAUCAUAAGAGCAGGAAAACAGGCCGACCAACCUAAUCACCAUCCUAAUCCUUUUAAAUUCUCCCCUCAUUCCCAUCUACUCCCCCUGGAUUUGAGGACUUCGCUAAACAUUCCCGUCUCUCACUGCCUCUGGAUUAGUGAAAUGUUUUCUAUGAAAUCCGUGUUUGUGCUUUCGAUGUGAAAUCUCCAGUUUACCACGACCUGCGUUAAGGAUAUUAACUCCACGGAGGUGAUUGUUAUUGGAGUUUUUUAGCAGGGAGAUUUGUUUCAAUGUAUCCCAAUCCGUUGUAAAGUAAAAGUACAAAAUGUUCUUGUAACGAAUAAAUAUCAAAAAGUCAU
Messenger RNA from Leucoraja erinaceus (little skate), 3735 nucleotides. RefSeq names its product protein stum-like. Lineage: Eukaryota; Metazoa; Chordata; Chondrichthyes; Rajiformes; Rajidae. The coding region runs from base 515 to 1279 and encodes 254 amino acids. The transcript is spliced from 3 exons. The record is from RefSeq and is a predicted model, not a curated record.